CGACGGACACGAGGAAGUCGGAAGGUUUCCGCCUCAUACCGGAAGUAAGGCGGAUGUUAUUGCAAGGCUAAGCAGCAGAAGCUAGUAUCCUCAAAGCAGACGCUUUCAUAAAGUAUAGAGGAAUUUGACGCUAUUGUCUGGAAGUCGACAUGAGGCCUCCUGCUCGCACACGUAGGAAACCUGACCGCAACUCGACUUCCCGACCACGGACGCAACACGCACAGGAGAACGCCUACAGCUGGUCCAAGAAAGAGCGGCAGAAGCUCGUGAACGCCCUGACGGUGCUCAGACGUGGCCACGGAGAGCUGACCAAGAUUGACUUCUCUCUGCUUAACCUUCAAAUACCUUCGCGCUCCGUCUCUGAGAUCCAGUCUGUGGUAGAAAGUCUUCAGAACAAAGUAAUCUCCUCAGCCAGCUCCCAGAUGAAGGCGAAGAUGUCAGCAAUGAAGAAGAUGGGGUCGCCCAUUGAGAUUUGGACCCGCUUGGCCUCUGCUGUGUGCGGAAGCAUCAAAAAGCCCAUUUCCUCCGCUUUCUCUCAGAUGUUAACUGUGGCGUCCACAGAACCUCGCACUCUCCAGAACUGUGACCCACCCCAGCUUCACACGGCACUGCGCACUGAUUGUCCUGUUGGACGGACUGUCCCUUUAACACCUGUACUUUCACCUGUCAAAGCCGAGGUGGUUUUCAAGAGUCGGGCUGCAGCCAAAAGACCAGAGAAUGAUCUGCACUUCGCAACCAUGUCCCCCUGCCAAGUGUCUGUUACUCAGGAGCCAAGUUCCUCUCACACCCCCAUCAUUCCUCCUGCAGCUUCACCUGUUUCUGCUGCAAGACCCAUCACUUCCCAAGCUAGUUCCUCAGCUUCAUAUUCUUCCAACUUUUCCUCCACAAGCGCCUCACCCUCUCAGCAUGCCAAGCCCGCUGUGAUGAAGACCCACUUCAGUCACACCAGCAAACACAUCACCAUAGACUCUUCCAGGGUCCUGGGUGUUAAUUUUGUGGUGGACUUUGAGAGGAUCUACAACUACUUGAGCACCAUCCACCAGCCGGACUGCAAGUAUGAGCUCACACCCAUGGAGAGCGCCAUCGUCUUGGACCUUCUCAUGUCCCUACCAGAGGAGCUUCCCCUGCUGGACUGCAAAAAACUGCACAGUUAUCUAAUCCAGGUGUACGACAACCUCUCAAAACCUUCCAGUUCCAAGCAGGUCAAAGAAAUGUUACAAGAGCUAAAGACACGCCAGCAAGGAAGCACACAGCCAGAGCCUCAGCAGGAGUGCAGUGGGACGUCCAGCCCAAAUGAAUCAUCAGGGAGUAACGGACUAACAACAGAUGUAAAGCACACUGAACACUGUCCUCCUCUCAACCCUUUAAUGAUUCCACUGGACUUGCUAAAACGCGCGUAGCAUGACAUUGUGUGGUUGUAGCUUUUACAAGUACAUAAUAUUACAUGCUCACAUUUUUUCAUCAUUUUUCUGCUCGUUCACAGUUGUUUUGCUUACUUUUAGUUUUGUUGAAUUAAAAUGGCUGACACAAA
Messenger RNA from Nerophis lumbriciformis (worm pipefish), 1531 nucleotides. RefSeq names its product small nuclear RNA activating complex, polypeptide 2 (gene snapc2). Gene Ontology annotation, biological process: snRNA transcription. Gene Ontology annotation, cellular component: nuclear body. Gene Ontology annotation, molecular function: RNA polymerase II general transcription initiation factor activity. The record is from RefSeq and is a predicted model, not a curated record. NCBI's taxonomy places the organism in Eukaryota, Metazoa, Chordata, Actinopteri, Syngnathiformes, Syngnathidae.